Ruditapes philippinarum (Manila clam) is the source of this 922-nucleotide messenger RNA. RefSeq lists its product as uncharacterized. The transcript is spliced from 5 exons. The record is from RefSeq and is a predicted model, not a curated record. Gene Ontology annotation, biological process: negative regulation of membrane protein ectodomain proteolysis; negative regulation of endopeptidase activity. Gene Ontology annotation, molecular function: metalloendopeptidase inhibitor activity; protease binding. The coding region runs from base 124 to 738 and encodes 204 amino acids. Gene Ontology annotation, cellular component: extracellular matrix. NCBI's taxonomy places the organism in Eukaryota, Metazoa, Mollusca, Bivalvia, Venerida, Veneridae.
AUUUAUUUACCGACCCUCAUACCAUUACUUUAUAAAUAAGUGCGUUGAAUUAUUGUCCCACGUCAGAUAGCGUUUGUAAUACAUGCUACAUAGUUCGGAAAAGAUACUUUACUACGAGUAGACAUGGCAUUUAGCUGGAUACACUCUAUCGUGGUUGUCGUAGUGCUCACCUAUCAAGUGUCAUUUAUUGACGGGUGUUCGUGCGAGUGGCCGGAGCCAAACAAUGCAAUCUGUACUUCAGACGUGGCUAUCAACGCUACGGUAAACUCUAUCUCCUACCCGGAGGGAGUGAACGAUGUCACAUACCCUGUCCGCUACCAUCUCAAUGUUCACAAAGUUAUUAAUAAAGCAGGUGAUGCCGGUGUCCCAAAUGUCGUUGACUCAUAUUUACCAGGUAGUAUGUGUGGACUACCUCUGACUGAAGGCGCAACAUAUGUUCUUGCAGGAUCUGUUUCCCAAAGCUCAUAUGACGUCAACGACUUGGCGUUAGAUAUGGAUUUAUGUAAUUUGCAUAUGUACGUUGGUGGUGGCAGUUUUGGAUCAUACCAUGAUUUGAUCGACGACAUUGUUGAGCAGAUAGACUGCUCAAAUCCACCACUGUAUAAUAACGAAGGUGAUGAAUCUUUCGAAGAGUGGACAAAAAGAAAUCAGCGAGAGCCAUCCCCUAGACACAAUGCAAAACUGAAUUCUUUACGGGAACUCGGAAUAAUGAGUGACAGAAAUAACCUGAAUGUAUAAGUGGAACAUUAACAAAGAAUGCGACAAGCUGUAUACUAUAAAGUAUAGUUUACUGUGGACAAAAAGCGAGCAAGUACUAUGCUGAAACAUGUUUUGACGUCAUUACUGUACUAUUUUUACAUUGUGGCUUUUUCGCUUCAAUUGUUUUGCCAAGUGUCUUAUAUAUUUCAUACGUUGCAAUGAA